AUGCGUUUCUUGCUGAUGCUCAGCGCCAUGGGCGCUGCAGCUGUCAGGCUCCCAGCCAACAAAGACAACCUGCAUCGCAGGGCUGUCCAGCCCGAAGGCAGCUCAAGUGUUGUGGUAAACGACGCUCAGAGUUCAGGAACAGCCCCCGACAACACGGGCUACGAGGGCAGCUACGAGUAUGGUCCCGGCUAUGACAACGUACCGGUGCCUACCACAACUCUAGUGCCGACUUCUAUUCCGGAUGAUGAGCCCUCAUCCACCCCAAACGACUAUGACACGGUCGAGGUGCCUUCAGGAUCUCAAGAUGAGUCGACGACGACAUCUGUGGAGGAGCAACCGGAGGAGCCCUCAUCAACCUCACCAGCCGAGAAGCUUCCCUCUUACAAGGUCUUUGAUAAGCACUGCGGUUGCACAAAGACCUACACGGGUUACCCGCCUCCUGGCCCACCAACCACGAGCAGUACUAUCUAUGUGCCUCCGACUACCACCUCUGUCUAUGUCCCCCCCACGACCAGCUCAACCUACGUGCCGCCGACUACUAGUUCGACUUAUGUUCCUCCGACCACCAGCUCUACCUAUGUUCCACCAACUACUAGCUCGACUUAUGUCCCCCCGACCACCAGCUCAACCUAUGUACCGCCGACAACUAGCUCUACCUACGUGCCGCCGACCACUAGUUCUACCUAUGUUCCACCAACUACUAGCUCGACUUACGUCCCCCCGACUACUAGUUCUACUUACGUGCCGCCAACUACUAGUUCAACUGAGUCUUCAUCUACUAGCUGCACUGAGCCAACUACUAGUUCCACCGAGCCGACUACUAGUUCGACUGAACCACCAACCACUCCGACUGAGCCCCCGACCAGCUCGACUGAGCCCCCGACCAGCUCGACUGAGCCCCCGACCAGCUCAACUGAGCCACCAACCAGCUCGACUGAGCCCCCGACCAGCUCGACUGAGCCCCCGACCAGCUCGACUGAGCCCCCGACCAGCUCGACUGAGCCCCCGACCAGCUCGACUGAGCCCCCGACCAGCUCAACUGAGCCACCAACCAGCUCGACCGAGCCACCAACUACCUCGACUGAGACGACAAUCACCAGUGAGACCGGAACUUGCAGCAGGGAGCCGCCUACAACCGUCUACAUCACAAAGUGCUAUGGGCAACCACCCAAGCAGACAGUUACUGUAACCAAGUGCUACGGUUGCCCCCCUAAGCCGACAGUGACCAUAACGAAGUGCUAUCCUCCCCCCUCAAAGCCCCCGAAGACGGUGACGGUGACCGACAGGGUUACCGACAAGGUUACAGAGACAGUGACCGACAAGAUUGUUGAGACGGUGACCGACAAGGUUAUCGAGACAGUUACCGAGGGCCACACCAUAACCAUCACCGACAGCGAGAUCGUUACCGUGACUCAGGGCCAGACUGUGACUAUUACCGACGGCACCACCAUCACCCAGGACCGAACUAUCACGGAAGGCCAGACAGUCACAGUCACUAACGACGGCGAGAUUAUUACCGUUACUGAGGGCCAUACUGUGACCAUCACUGAUGGUACUACUAUCACUCAGGAUAGGACCAUCACGGAAGGCCAAACCGUCACUGUUACUGACGACGGCGAGAUCGUUACCGUUACUGAGGGCCAUACUGUGACCAUCACUGACGGUACUACUAUCACUCAGGAUAGGACUAUCACGGAAGGCCACACUGUAACGAUCACCGACGAUGGUGAGAUCACCACCGUUACUGAGGGCCAUACCGUCACUCUCACCGAGACUGGCACCCCAGAAACUGUUGUCGUGACUGAGGGACGAACUGUGACACUCACCGAGACCAAGCCCCCUGAGACGGUUGUCGUAACCGAGGGUGAGACAGUUGUUAUCACCGAAGAUGGCGAGACGGUGGUUAUUACCGAAGAGGGAAGGACUGUGACUCAAGCAGGAGAGACCAUUGUCGUGACCGAAGAGGAAACCAUCGUUGUGACUGAACCAGGCAGAACCGUCACGCUCGAUGGCGAGGUCACAACCGUCACAAGGGAGGCUCAGACAGUAACCCGAGAUGGCCAAGUCACAACUCUUCCCGGAGAAACUGUGGUUGUCACUCAGCCUGGCCAGGUCACAACUCUUCCUGGAAGCACCGUCGUGUCAGUUGUUACGCAGCAGGUUCCCGGACCACGCGAAACGAUUGUCACCACUGUCACAAGGGAGGCCCAGACGGUGACCCGAGAUGGCCAAGUCACGACUCUCCCUGGAGAGACUAUUGUCCAAACUGUGGUUGUUACCCAGCCUGGUCAGAUCACCACCCUUCCUGGAAGAACCGUCGUCUCGGUCGUCACUGAGCAGCUGCCUGCGGAGACCGUCACAAUUACCAAGGAUGGCGAGACAAUUGUGUCUGUGGUCCCUGGCCCAACACAAGUUUACACCACCACCUUGGUUGUUGCGCAGACCGUGAACCCUCCUCCUACCACGGUCACUGUCUCGUCCGUCUUCAGCAUCACUCUGUGCCCCAAGCCUACAGGCAACUCCGAGCCCCUGGCCAUCGAUUCGGACCGCACCUUUGGCUGCAAGCCUGGCUACGUCUGCAGCCCUCCCAAGCCCAAGUCAUGCAACUUCUGGUCUGAGCCACCUGAGGACGACUACCUGUGUGAGCCCAAGUACUGUAUCCCAGCUCCCAAGUUCAAGAAGAUCAGAUGGCGCAAGAACGAGACCUCGUACUACGCUCCGUCUGAGGGAUACUUCAACCUGAACCCCGAGGCCUUCGGUCUUUCAUACGACAUCUUCAAGAAGGUUGUCGAGGAGAAGGUUAUCAAUGGUACAGUCACAACCAUCACCACCGGUAACUGGGCUUCCCAGACGACCUUGAGCGACUGGCCCAAGCCUACCACCACGACCACCACAACCUCCGUCGCUGAAGCCUACGACUACAUCCCCAGCGCCCACCAGCGCCGUGGAAUGCACAUGUUCAGCAAGCGAGAUGUCGCCCCUGCCGUCUGUUUCGAUGACUGUGAUGGUGCUUACAAGAUCGCUCUCUCUGUUGGAAAGUCUGACAAGCUCUGCGCCAAGGGAUCUUCUUUCAUGGGCAGCUACGCGGCCUGCACAGACUGUAUCACUGAAAACGAGGGCGAUGCUAAGACCGGCCUCCAGUCCUAUGUCGAGCCCAAGUUUGGACAAUUCAUCAACUACUGUGAGGGUGAGGACACCAAGCCUGCCACAACCGACUCCGGCCCCGAGUCUCAGGUCACUGGCAAGCCUGAUGUCGAGACAUCCGGGCAAGUCGAGGCCAGCACGGGCGGAUUCGAGGCCCUGACCACGACCGAGGAAGAUCUUGAGCCAACCACUGAGAUUAUCGAUCCAACUGCACCAGCUACGACGGAGGGGCCUGAGGAGACUGCUGCGCCCACUUCAGCUGAGAACGAGGAUGAGGCAACCACAGAGAUCGUCGACCCAACUGCAGAGGCCACAGAAGAGCCCAGUCCUACUUCUGCCGAAGAGGAUUCCGAGCCAACCAGCCAGGCAUCUGAAGAGUCUGAGCCUACUUCGACUCAGCAAGAGGAAGACGAACCCACAGGCUCGGUCGCGGCUGACGCGGUAACGACAACAGAGGACUCGCAGGCCAGUGUUACGGCAGCGUCCGAGGAUGAGUCUUCGGUUGCUGCUGAAGCUACUGAAGAGCCCACUGCGACGGACGAUGAUGAAGCAGCUGAGGAGACCUCAGCGACUGACGGAGCUGAAGAGACAGCAACCGGCGGGUCUAGCAACUCGGAGGCCCGCGAGUCUGAUGCUCGUGAGUCUGAGUCUGAGUCUCCGGAGACCACCGCUACUGUGACAACGGCUGCUCGGCCAAGCGGUUCUGUCGAGGCUCUCGGCACAGAGGCUACCGAGACUGAGGCCGUUGAGACCGACGCUUCUGCUCUUGGAGGCAAGGCUACUGAGACUGAGGCGACUGCCACAGACGCUUCAGCCGAGGGUGGCAAGGCUACCGAGACUGAGGCUGCUGGCACUGAUGCUUCUGCCCUUGGAGGCAAGGCCACUGAGACAGAGGGUGCCGAGACAGGCGCCGAGACAGGCGCCUCAGCUCCUGGAGGCAAGGCUACCGAGACCUCAGAGCGUCAGUCACACCUUGAGACGCGCACUUCGGCUCUUGUCGGAGCGACUACCACACCUGCCACAGUUGAAGGAGCGGCCUCUCGCAUCUCUGCCAGCUUGGCAUCUGUCGUCGCUCUUCUCUCAAUGGCGGCGGUCCUCUUCAUUUAA
Messenger RNA from Fusarium keratoplasticum, 4251 nucleotides. RefSeq lists its product as uncharacterized. Bases 1 to 4251 code for a protein of 1416 amino acids. The record is from RefSeq and is a predicted model, not a curated record. NCBI's taxonomy places the organism in Eukaryota, Fungi, Ascomycota, Sordariomycetes, Hypocreales, Nectriaceae. The transcript has a single exon.